This is a messenger RNA of Trichogramma pretiosum, 2701 nucleotides long. RefSeq lists its product as uncharacterized. The record is from RefSeq and is a predicted model, not a curated record. The transcript has a single exon. The coding region runs from base 339 to 2450 and encodes 703 amino acids. Lineage: Eukaryota; Metazoa; Arthropoda; Insecta; Hymenoptera; Trichogrammatidae.
GAAGUACCAUAAAGUCAAUUAGUUAAUGUCGGUUAAAAUAAAUUUAGAAAAAAAUGUGAAAAUGUCGCUGUAAGCGUGACAAAUUUUCAAAAAUUUCCCCCUCUAGCUCAGUCCCUUCGCGUAUGAAUCUAUUUACCGAAUAAAUCCCAGGCAGCUGAGUGAAUGUGAAAAUUUUCGCACAGCAGUUACGUAUGCCUUUACGUACAGUCAAGUAAUCUACUCGUUGACGAAAGAUCGCUUGGAACGACAAGCGAUUCUGACAAAAAAUUGUAAAAUCCAAAAGCAAGACAAACCCCCGAGGAGCUGCAAAAUUUGUUGAAUAAAAAAAUCAAUCGAGCAUGGAGUUCAAUUUAAACGACGACGACGUGAAGGAGAUAGUGAGAAAUCACGUGGGUCAGGACCCCCACGAGAUCUUCUCGCACAACCUGCCGGCCGAAGACGAGCUGAUGCCGACGACGAGUUUCCGCGCGAGGCUCAUCAUCAAGUACCGCGGCAGGGAGAUCGACCCCAAGCGAUCGCUGUUUUGCUUCAUCAAGUACCUGCCGCAGGUACCCAAGCCGCUUCCAGAAGCAGCAGCAGCAGCGGUGCCAGAAGCAGCCGAGCCGGAAAAGACGUCACCCGCGGGCAGCUCGGACGAGUCGGAAUUGACCGACUCUUCCUCGUCGAAAUCGUCGGACAACUCGGAAGCGAGCUUCAAGCCGAAGGACUACAUCGUAGGCCAAUUCGAGCACGAGUACGCCUUCUACAAGCUGGUCUAUCCGCUACUCAAACGGGUACCCAUCAAGAUCGAGUUCAUGGCCCGCUGCUACCUGGCCAAGAAGGACGUGAUCGCCCUGGAGGACAUGCGCAUGCGAAAGUUCCGGCCGUACCCGAGCAAGCAGCUGAGCUGGCGCGAGCUGGUCGCCGGCGUCAAGGCCGUGGCCCGCUUCCAAUGCUCGGGCAUCAUCGCCGACGAGGAUCUGGCGAAGGAACUGGGUCGAAGCGAGACCGGGAGCUGCAUCGACAAGAUCCACCCGGAGGCGCUGCUCGAGUCCAUCUUCGUCGGCGACCCGCUCCAACAGAUGGAGCUGCACAUCGACCUGGCCGAGAGCGUGGCGCGCGAGCUCGGUCUGCCGAGCCACAGGAUCAGGGCGGGACUGCUGAAGGGCUUCCUCGACAUCGUCAACUGGAACGACGAGCGGCGCAGCCUCAAGCGCACCAUCUGCCACGGCGACGUCAGUCCCAAUACCGUGCUGUUCGACGAGGGCCGACUCACGGAGAAGAAGUGCUUCCUCGUGGACUUCCAGAAGGUGCACUACGCCCCGAGGACCCUCGACGUCAUGCAGUUCAUGUACUUGAGCACGGACAAGAACCAGAGGAUCAACCAAGAGAUCGGCGCGCUCGAUGCCUACUACCGCGAGAUGCUGCUGUGCCUGAAGGAUUGCGGCAGGCCCGAUCCAGCCUGGGACUACGGCGACGUCGUGGCCGAGUACGAGGAGGUGCGUCUCAGCGGACUCCUGCUGGCCGUCAUCAAUGCGCCGCUCGUCUGGCUCGAGGGUGGCCACAAUCCCGAAUACACGGAUUUCGACAGCUUUUACAAGAAAACCCUCUUGCGCAAGGACAACAGCGUGAUCGUGAAGAUUUUCAAGGAGAAGCCCGACUUUGCCGCGAGAAUGGCCGAUCUCAUUGUGGAGCUCGUCGAUUAUCUCGAGAGGAACGACAUCACGGACACGUCCUACACGGAAGAGAAACUGAGCGAGUUGAGAUUGUCGUUGGACGAGGAUUUGGACUCUGGCGAGGUUCGUGGCUCGUCGACGACGCGCGACGACUUGAUGAAUCUUAGCGCCGCGUUGCGCGAUCUUCCCGAACCGAGGAGUGCCAUCUAUUCGAACCUCGGAAAGAGCCCGUCCAAGCGAUUGUCUCUCGACUCAAAAUUGCAGGAAGCUUCCUCCGACGACCAAUUGAAUUGCCAAGAGCCAGGGCCAGGCACGUCCGACGAUAUGCAGUGCUGUCUCCCCCAGCUUCCCGCGGUGAAUGUCGAGGAGGAGCUGGAUCAGCCGCAAGACCGCGAUUCCGACAGUUUGAAUGAAAAUGUAGAUAUUGCUUUAUUGAUCGCCGAGGCUCUUGCAAUAAAUGCACGAGUUAACCCCGAAUCCGAUCCAGAUGAAGAUCUCGAGCUGUAUGUGCAAGUUGAUGAUCCACCGGUCGAGGGCCAAGAGCAAGUCGCCGCUCAGGAUCCGCAGAUGAUCGAGGAAGCUGCCGGUGGCGUCGAUUUAGCGGCAUCGAACACGACGGCGGACUCCGGGGUUCCGAGCUCUCCUGCCUACUUACCCGAUCUUCUCGAGCGCCAAGUCCUUUAUCCACCAUCCAACGCCGUGUCCUAUUCCAGUCGGGACUCGAAUUACUCGAUCGUAAUCACGGAAUCGUCGAGUCUACCUGACAACGACGCCGAUUCGCCGUCGAAUCCCUAAGUAAAUGCUAAUGAUGCAUCGUCGGGAUCUUCGUAAAGUACGAAACGCAAACAAAUUUUUAUCCUGGCGAUUGCGCAUCGCUCAAAUUUUUAUGUAGUUAUGAACAAAGCAACGGUAUGAAAUUUACACGCGAAACAUGUUUUAUUAUCUUGACCAUCGACCAAGUUUCUGUACUUUACAAAUGAAUUUGUAUUUUUAUACGUGAUGACUGAUAAAUAAACACUAGUAAGCGGAAAUCGGCUUCAAUUAAA